AACAAGUAGGAAAGUGGUUAAAAUCCUGGCGGAAAUUCUCGGAAAUGGCUAACGUUUUACUUAGUGAGGCAGAGAAAACCUAUAUUUUGCACGGUAUACAGAAUGACUACCGAAAUGAUGGACGAACGAAACGUGAUUAUCGACCAAUGGAACUGGAAACAGACGUCGUGGUUCACGCGAUGGGUUCUGCACGACUUCGAUUGGCAAAUACGGAUAUACUAGUAGCCGUGAAAGCAGACAUUGAUGUUCCGACUUCUGAUUGUCCGAAAGAGGGCAAAAUCGAGUUUUUUGUAGACUGCUCUGCUAAUGCUACGCCGGAUUUUGAGGGACGUGGUGGGGAAGAACUGGCAACGGAAAUAGCUAAUACUUUGUCAAAGGCCUAUCUUUCGCAGCAAGUGUUCGAUCUAAGUUCAUUAUGCAUUUUGGCAAAACAUCAGUGCUGGAAAUUGUAUGUGGAUAUAUUGAUUUUGGAAUGUGGCGGCAAUCUGUUUGACGCGGUAUCCUUAGCUGUCAAAGCUGCGCUGUAUAAUACUAAACUUCCACGAGUAUCAUCGGCGGAGCUUGACGGUGGCUCGAUGGAUAUUAUUCUCUCAGAUGAUCCUUACGACUGUGAACGACUGGACGUAGCAUUUGCUCCUUUGUUAGUUACCGUUUGCAAAAUAGGGGAUCACUGUGUCGUGGAUCCAUCGGCAGAAGAAGAGGAAUGCAGCGCGAUCAGUGUUGUGAUCGGCGUAUCAUUCCGAGAUGAUAAGGGCUCAAUUACAUCGAUUAGAACCUCUGGCGAGGGAUCGUUCCAUGCCGAUACUUUGAACAGAAGUCUGGACCUUGGCCUAAGUGCAGGGAUGUCCCUUAAUAAAGCUCUUAUACAAGCUCUGAACACCGACGAAGAGCAGAACUCAAAACCUUUAGGUGAGAAGGAUAUUUUUGGAUUUUUGAAAUAAAACAAAUUUCUACUGCAUUUUUUUCUUAUGAGUU
This is a messenger RNA of Sabethes cyaneus, 975 nucleotides long. RefSeq names its product exosome complex component RRP42 (gene Rrp42). The record is from RefSeq and is a predicted model, not a curated record. The transcript has 2 exons. The coding region runs from base 45 to 941 and encodes 298 amino acids. Gene Ontology annotation, cellular component: cytoplasmic exosome (RNase complex); nuclear exosome (RNase complex). NCBI's taxonomy places the organism in Eukaryota, Metazoa, Arthropoda, Insecta, Diptera, Culicidae. Gene Ontology annotation, biological process: nuclear polyadenylation-dependent rRNA catabolic process; U5 snRNA 3'-end processing; nuclear polyadenylation-dependent mRNA catabolic process.